Messenger RNA from Rhodofomes roseus, 1244 nucleotides. RefSeq lists its product as uncharacterized. Bases 230 to 1186 code for a protein of 318 amino acids. The transcript is spliced from 2 exons. The record is from RefSeq and is a predicted model, not a curated record. NCBI's taxonomy places the organism in Eukaryota, Fungi, Basidiomycota, Agaricomycetes, Polyporales, Fomitopsidaceae.
CCAGAGUCUCAUAUGGGGCGUACGUUUCGGGCCCGCCCCUCGUAAUCGUCGCAAUGGCCCAAGCAUAGGAGGUCAGACCAACAUCGCCACAGUCCAGGGAAGCACCAACAAUGUGGACAACUUGAAGACGUUGCGCGACUGUCAGCCCCGACCUCAACCUGCGCAGGCAGGCCCGGACGGGGGCGACAAAGGGUUCUCGCUCGAAUAUACCCCAGCAUCGGAGCUGCUGAUGUCCACGAAAGGAGGCAGAGUACAAAGGAAUGCCACUGCAAGUUUUGCGCGGGAUCUACUACAGGUGAAUGUCCAUAAACCGCCAACCGUACCAGGCGAGGGUGUCUUGCGGUUAGAGGAAAUGCGACCUACGCCACCCUCAACGGAGCCGAUACUUGGCCGUAACCUCAAGGAUGAGAGACCACGACAAGACAACAAGCAAGACAACAAGCCUAGGAACCAUAGGAACCCUCCCCGUUCCUCACACACACCCUCUGUAGGUCGUCCGUCUCAACCUCCUGGAGGCCCAGCACGUCCCAAGCCACGACACUCGGGCGAUUCCGUCGUCGCCCAGAACACGCACCACAAACCUCGCCCGACUAUCAUCGCGCUCCGGAGUGCCGACCUGCGGUACCUACUUUCGUUGCGCCUCCCUCCCAUAUCGGCGCCACAACGAGGCCCGCUCCCGCCGAUCAGCAGCUUAACCGGGGUGUUCAAGUACUGCCCUCGACGAAGCCCGCUACCGCCGCCUUUGCCACGGGCAUUGCAUGUUUCCGCCGCGAUCGAUGCCGGUGGUGAGACGAUUGACAAGCCGAUUCCUGAGUCACCUGCACAUGAGGAGUCUCGAGUUGAGGGCCCGGAUCGAAUCUCGACUUCUCAGGCCGAGCACCCGCAGGCUCCCCAACUACCUCCUCGCCCCGUCCUAUCUCAAGCACCGCAUGCCUCAACCGAGCACGCUGAUGACCAUGUUCAAGUCGCUCGAUCUGCAGUCCCACCUGAUCUCCCGAUUCUCCGCACUACAUACCAUUCUCGGGACCUCGCAGCUCUGUCGCUCGCGACGCCCACAGAACACCUGGAGCACAGGUGGCACGCACAAAGGGCCCAGAGAUCUCGCACGAGUGUCCGAUGGCAUCCGUACCACACCCCAAGACUUGGACGCCGUCCGACCAAGGUGCACUUCCCAAGGGAUCAGUGACCUUCAUCUAUACCAGCUAGACUUGAGCUUGCGGCAGGCAGCUUAAGUAUGGACCUUA